Colletotrichum karsti is the source of this 1032-nucleotide messenger RNA. Its product is annotated as pirin. The coding region runs from base 1 to 1032 and encodes 343 amino acids. The transcript has a single exon. The record is from RefSeq and is a predicted model, not a curated record. NCBI's taxonomy places the organism in Eukaryota, Fungi, Ascomycota, Sordariomycetes, Glomerellales, Glomerellaceae.
AUGCCUCGGCUCGCGACUCUCACUGCGAUUUUCGCUCUUUUUAUCUCCAUUGUCAUCUUCAACACGCAACUCAAGAGCUUCGUCACAGACAUCACAGCCUCAGUCUUCAACACCAACAAACCCAACACCACAACUCCAGACCCAGAGCACAUGCUCAACGCAGCCAAGAACACAAUGUCUAAAACCCUCCACCACGCAAAGAUCACUCCGCACCGGAGCGGCACCCGCGGCCACUCCGACCACGGCUGGCUCAACACCUACCACAGCUUCUCCUUCGCCGACUGGUACAACCCCAACUUCAACAACUUCGGCGCCCUGCGCGUCCUCAACGAGGACCGCGUCAAGGCCAACACGGGCUUCCCGACCCACCCCCACCGCGACUUCGAGAUCUUCAGCUACAUCCUCUCCGGCGAGCUCACCCACCGCGACUCGAUGCUGCAGAAGGGCAACGAGGGCGGCCAGAGCGACAAGUUCUUCCGCAUGCGUCGCGGUGACGUCCAGUUCACCACGGGCGGCACCGGCAUCGCCCACUCCGAGAUGAACGAGCACGCCCGCGACACCGUCCACUUCCUCCAGAUCUGGGCCAUCCCCUGGAAGCGCGGCCUGCCGCCCACCUACCACACGCGCCACUUCGCCGAGGAGGACAAGCGCAAGGGCUUCGUCAAGAUCCUGUCGCCGCUCAAGGCCGGCCCGGACGCGACGUCGACGGAGGAGAAGGCCGCGGAGCCGGCGAUCCCCGACACGAUCCCGAUCCACGCCGACUUCGUCAUGGGCGCGGGCAUCAUCGAGCCCAAGAAGGCGUUCGAGUGGGUCGUCGGAGGCAAGGCGACGCAGCAGACGAAGCGCAAGGUGUUUGUGCACUUGCCCAUGACCAAGGGCGGCAAGGCCAAGAUCCGUAUCGACGGUCGCGACGACGCUGUCUUGUCUGAGGGGGACGGCGCGUUCGUUGAUGCGGUGAAUGCGGGGGACAAGUUGAAUGUUGAAAGUGUCGGCGAGGCCGACGCGGAGGUUGUCGUUUUGGAUACGGCGUAA